UGGGGUCCUCUAUAGUCAGUGUCUGGAUGACAUUCUUAUAAUAUGUAAGCACUGGACGUUAUUCAAUGCUUAAUCUCAGAUGAACUGUACGAAGACAGAAUAACCAGAAAUACAUAGUAUUUUGAAAGCGUAGGGGUCAAGUGGCACUGGGAGAAUGGCUCAAAUGUUGGGGCUUCUCUCGAGGGCUGCUAUGCCUCUACGGAUGUCCGUAAGACCUUGUUAUGGACGGAGUACAGUGGUGGCAGCAAGAAAUGUUUCUGUGCUGCUUGGCUACCGUGGGUCUGUCAGGACUCUUGCUAAAAAUAAGUUAUUAUCCGCUCAUGAAAUAUAUUCAUCUCAUCAACCAACGUUACUGUACUCCACUGAGCCACCAAACGCAGACGGGAAAGGGAAGGAAUCAGGUGGCAGUGGAGGUCGUGGAGGGAAAAGAGGAGGAGGGGGGAAAGACUGGUGGAGCCGAAUGCAGAAGGGUGACAUCCCUUGGGAUGAGAAAGACUUCCGUGCCUUAGCUGUGGUGUUAGUGGGGUUUUCUUCGGUGGCUCUCUACUAUCAGUUCAGAGACACAGGCAAGGAGAUCACCUGGAAAGACUUUGUGCAUCGCUACCUUGGCCGAGGAAUGGUUGACCGUUUAGAGGUCGUCAACAAACACUAUGUGAGAGUCAUUCUUGUCCCAGGAGCAGAGGCUGACGUGAGCUAUGUUUGGUUCAACAUUGGCAGUGUGGACACCUUGGAGAGGAACCUGGAGUUGGCUCAUCAGGAGCUGGGACUAGAGCCCUCCAAUAGGACCACAGUGGUGUACAGCAGCGAGAGCGACGGGUCAUUUGUGAUGAACAUAUUCCCCACCUUGUUGUUGAUUGGCUUCCUGCUCUUUACCAUGCGACGGGGACCUAUGGGAGGAGGUGCUGGGGGUGGAAGAGGCGGUCCGUUCAGCAUGAGCGAAUCAACAGCGAAGAUGAUGAAGGACAACAUCAACAUAAAGUUUAAGGAUGUGGCUGGUUGUGAAGAGGCCAAACUCGAGAUCAUGGAGUUUGUGAACUUCCUGAAGAACCCCCAGCAGUACCUGGACCUGGGUGCUAAGAUCCCCAAGGGUGCUGUGCUCACUGGACCUCCGGGCACCGGGAAGACUCUGCUGGCCAAGGCAACAGCAGGGGAGGCCAACGUUCCCUUCAUCACUGUCAACGGCUCAGAGUUCCUGGAGAUGUUUGUGGGCGUCGGGCCUGCCAGGGUGAGGGACAUGUUUUCCAUGGCCCGGAAGAACGCCCCUUGUAUACUGUUCAUAGAUGAGAUAGACGCGGUGGGCCGUAAGAGGGGCGGCGGUAAUUUCGGAGGCCAGAGCGAACAGGAGAACACUCUGAACCAGCUUCUGGUAGAGAUGGAUGGGUUUAACACCAGCACUAAUGUAGUCGUCCUGGCCGGGACCAACAGACCGGACGUUCUAGAUCCGGCGCUCAUGAGGCCUGGCAGAUUCGACAGGCAGAUCUACAUAGGCCCGCCCGACAUCAAAGGCAGGGCGUCCAUCUUCAAAGUGCACUUACGGCCCAUCAAACUGGACCCGGCUAUGGACAAAGACGGCUUGGCCAGGAAGAUGGCCGCCGCCACACCAGGCUUCACGGGCGCUGAUAUCGCUAACGUUUGCAACGAGGCUGCCCUCAUCGCAGCCAGACACCUCAACCCACACGUGGAAGGGAAACACUUUGAGCAGGCCAUCGACAGGGUCAUUGGAGGCCUUGAGAAGAAAUCCCAGGUGCUCCAGCCGAACGAGAAGAAGACCGUAGCGUACCAUGAGGCUGGCCACGCCGUAGUGGGCUGGUUCCUGCAGCAUGCUGACCCUUUGCUGAAGGUGUCCAUCAUCCCCAGAGGAAAGGGUCUAGGCUACGCACAGUAUCUUCCAAAAGAACAGUACCUGUACACGCGGGAGCAGCUGUUUGACAGGAUGUGCAUGAUGCUGGGCGGGCGUGUGGCUGAGCAGGUCUUCUUUGGGAAGAUCACCACGGGAGCUCAGGACGACCUGAAGAAGGUCACUCAGUCAGCGUAUGCACAGAUUGUGCAGUUUGGGAUGAGUGAGAAGCUGGGCCAGGUCUCGUUUGACAUGCCACGACAGGGGGAGAUGGUGAUGGAGAAGCCUUACAGCGAAGCCACAGCAGAGCUUAUAGACCAGGAGGUCAGAGAUAUGGUGGACAGUGCCUACCAGAGGACCAUGGAGCUCAUUGUGAGCAAGAGAGACUGUGUGGACAUGGUAGGAAAGCGUCUCCUGGAGAAGGAGGUCCUAGACAAGGCGGACAUGCUGGAGCUGCUGGGGUCGCGGCCUUUUGAGGAGAAGUCAACCUACGAGGAGUUUGUGGAGGGGACAGGGAGCUUUGAAGAAGACACCAGCCUGCCUGAAGGCCUGAAGGACUGGAACAAGGAGAGAGCGGACCCAACCGAAGAGCUGGCCCCAGCCAAGGAGAAGCAGGCAACAUCCUAACCACCCCCGUCUCAGCACGUCAUGUAGCUUGGGUUGAGAGAGAGGAUACCAGUAUGCCGUUAUGGCUCCACAUACCGGUAUGAUUUAAAGAAAAAUACUGUCAGUGAUGAUAUAUUGCUAUGAGGUUUAAUUUAAUUAAGAGCUCUUCACACUGGACUUUGAUGUUUGGUUUAUUAUAAAACCAUAAUAAUGGCAAAAGCACAACUAUAAAAGCCCUUGGAAUGUAGUUGUUGCCAUUCAAGAGUCAUGUACGCCUCAGUAGAAUACAGGCUCAAAAUAUAUGCGCAACUAAUCGGAAGUUGCAUCAAAUGGGAAGACCGAGAGGUGCUCAUCAGAGAAUGGGUUUAAACAAUAGUGACCAAGAAGUUGCAGCUGUGUAGAAAUAUUAAACUUUAAACAAAUCCAAAGCACUGUCUCUCCUGGAAAUGUUUUUUGUUGAAUAGCAGCUAUUGCCUGACAGGAGAGGUACCAGGUUCACCUCCAUGGCCUUCUUCAGGGUGCACAGGUUUACAGUGACAGGUGGAAUGAAUUACCAGAAAUGGAGGGGUGUGGACAAUAUCCAUUAAAGUGUAAACUAGUACCUGUAAAGUUAAAAUCUGAAAAUCACUUUAUCCCUAUACAAUGUUAGAAAUAAUAACUUGGGGUUAAUCAGAAAAAGUUGUACAAAUAGCUGCAUACUUACAGACUAACGUUUUUACAGGAGAUUGUGCCUUGGUUUUAACACAGCUGCAAAAUGAUUUGGUCACUAUUCAAAAUUCGAUUAGUCUGAAACAUAAAAUGCUUAACGAAAAUAGUUAUAUAUACGAGUCCUAGGUUGACUUACCACAGUUCCAUUUCAAAGCCAACCUUUCAGAAAGUUGAAUUCAGAUCUUCCAAAGCCUUGUUAUUGGACAGUUUUUGGGGGUUGACCUGAUAUCAUCCUCUUUUAAGGCAAAAAUGGUUGGCAACUGGCACAUUAGAAUUCAGGGUUUAUUUAGCAAUUUUUGCUUACCACCAUAUAAAAAAGACAAGUUGUGAUUUAUGUUCAGCUCUUUAUUUCAAAAGGGAUUUUACCUCCUGGUAACAUUCAAUUCACCAUUGUAUUUUUUCUCCCUGAAACGAAUUCUGCAUUUGAAAGUUGUUGUUGUCCCAAUGAAUUUGCGUUAAUGCAUUAAUCUGCAUUUUCCCUUAAGACGUUCUGGGCAAAGUAAUUGUUUAGUAGGGGAAAAAAAGGUCUGCUUCUGAAAUAAUUCACAAACUGAAUGUUAAUGAAGAUUACUAUUAAGAUUAUAUUCUAGUUUAUCAAAAUGUUACUGGCAGAAAGACCACAAUUUAAUACCCAAGACCUUUUAAAAAGUUCACCUCCUCCUCUCAGGCCUGCAUUGAUGCAGCCGCGUGUGACACUGCAGAAUUUAGUGAUGAUCUGUGUAAAUCAGGAUAUUGCUACCUCACUUCAAAGCGAUAUUUUCAAAUGAACUGCUCUCUUACAGGUUUGUUAAAAGCCUCUUGCCUUCCCCUUUUAAUAGGAUUUCCAGUACUCCAACAUUGUAUCUGAUCUCCACUGAAUGUCUGUUUAAUUAUUUUAAGUAUGUAAUACUCUGGAGCGAAAGUUUGUAUAUAUCUUUUGUCAUAAAAUGUUUGUGUAAUUGAUGGUGUUUUCAAUUGUGCACUAAAAGUACAUUUACCUGUUACCAUCUCUUGUAAAGUGUUACUGGUGGAUGCAAGUGGUUUCCAUUUGGGUCUGUCAGAAGCCGUAUGAUAGCGAUGUGCAUACUACAUUGUAUAAAUGGUUUGAUCAAUAAAUGCAGUGGGCUUUCUCAUUA
Molecule: messenger RNA, 4266 nt
Organism: Esox lucius (northern pike)
Lineage: Eukaryota; Metazoa; Chordata; Actinopteri; Esociformes; Esocidae
Product: AFG3-like protein 1
Exons: 16
Coding region: 155-2464 (769 amino acids)
Biological process (GO): protein-containing complex assembly; mitochondrial protein processing
Cellular component (GO): membrane; m-AAA complex
Molecular function (GO): ATP hydrolysis activity; metalloendopeptidase activity; ATP binding
Source: RefSeq, a predicted model, not a curated record